AUAAAGAAAUUCAGCUAGUAGUGGGAUCUGUCGUGGACUGAGUUUGAUUCCAAGAUCAGAAGAAGCAGGACCAGUGAGAAAUAGCACAGACAUAUUUGCAAAAGCAGCCCUCCCACGUUAGGAAGAAGGGAUACUUUUGCACAGUGAACAGCACUACAACUGCUCAUCUCUUUCAUGUACUAUCACACAUGGAAUGACUGAGAUAAUCCUGUGUUCCACACAUAGUCCUCCCUGCCCCUAAUGAAUAGAGAAACCCAAUUUCACCUUGGCUAUCUCUAGAUCAAUUACCUGUUAAUAGGUCUGCUGUUUUCUUUACCGUUAGUUUCAAGAAGAACUAAAUAUCCCUGAAUGGUAUUUCAGUUUCCACUUAAUGAAACCUGUCAUCUAAAGCCAGACCCUGGCCUCAGCACAAGCUCUAGCGCAGACCCCAGCACCCGCUCUGCCUGGUCCUGCUCUUCUAGGGCCCUUCCCUGGUGGCCGUGUGGUCAGGCUGCACCCAGUCAUUUUGGCCUCCACUGUGGACAGCUACGAGAGACGCAACAAGGGUGCUGCCCGAGUUAUCGGGACCCUGUUGGGAACUGUCAACAAACACUCAGUGGAGGUCACCAAUUGCUUUUCAGCGUCACACAAUGAGUCAGAUGAAGUGGCUGUUGACAUGGAAUUUGCUAAGAACAUGUAUGAACUGCCUAAAAAAGUUUCUCCAAAUAAGCUCAUCUUGGGGUGGUACGCUGCAGGCCAUGACAUCACAGAGCACUCUGUGCUGAUCCAUGAGUACUACAGCCGAGAGGCCCCCAACCCCAUCCACCUCACUGUGGACACAAGUCUCCAGAACGGCCAUAUGAGCAUCGAAGCCUAUGUCAGCACUUUAAUGGGUGUCCCUGGGAGGACCGUGGGAUUGUUCACACCUCUGACAGUGAAAUACGCAUACUAUGACACUGAAUGCAUCAGAGUUGACCUGAUCAUGAAGACCUGCUUUAGCCCCAACAGAGUGGUUGGACUCUCAAGUGACUUGCAGCAAGUAGGAGGGGCAUCAGCUCGCAUCCAGGAUACCCUGAGCAUAGUGUUGCAAUAUGCAGAGGAUAUACUAUCUGGAAAGGUGUCAGCUGACAAUACCAUCAGGAAGGUGGGCCACUUCCUGAUGAGCCUGGUUAACCAAGUACCAAAAAUAGUUCCCGAUGACUUCGAGACCAUGCUCCACAGCAACAUCAAUGACCUGUUGAUGGUGACCUAACUGGCCAACCUCACACAGUCACAGAUUGCCCUCAAUGAAAAACUUGUAAACCUGUGAAGGGACCCCAAGCAGUACGCUUGCUGGUCUAGGUCUUAACCCCAGGACUCAGAAGUGAAGGAAAAAUGGUUUUUUUUGUGGUCUUGAGUCACACUGAGACAGUCAACUGUGUGUGACUCUAAUAAUCAUAGCCUACCUUUUGUAAAUUAAAAAAAAAAAGAAGUUAGUUUCCUCCCUGGGGAAUCAAUAUCUCUAAAUGAGGAGAACCCAAAGUUUCACAAAAGGGAAGAAAAAGUUUGCAAGUGCAAAUUAGGCAUAAUAGUGCAGGGAGCCCCCUCCCCUUGACUUUCAGUUUCAUGUGUUUUUGUUGUAAGAUAAAUAACACUACAUGGUGGUCACUGACUCUAAGUUUAUACCACACACUGUAGGACAACAUCCCAACCUCACUAUGUGUUGUUUACCAGCUGGGAGCAUUAACUGAGUUACAUGAUUCCAUUCCAUCAUGUCAGAUUCUUCUAAGUGAUGGGGAUUAUGUUGUAAAUCCAAUGAAU
Molecule: messenger RNA, 1779 nt
Organism: Pan troglodytes (chimpanzee)
Lineage: Eukaryota; Metazoa; Chordata; Mammalia; Primates; Hominidae
Product: eukaryotic translation initiation factor 3 subunit F-like
Exons: 1
Coding region: 656-1231 (191 amino acids)
Biological process (GO): translational initiation
Cellular component (GO): eukaryotic translation initiation factor 3 complex, eIF3m
Molecular function (GO): translation initiation factor activity; translation initiation factor binding; metallopeptidase activity
Source: RefSeq, a predicted model, not a curated record